This is a messenger RNA of Alligator sinensis (Chinese alligator), 4411 nucleotides long. RefSeq names its product methyl-CpG-binding domain protein 5. Lineage: Eukaryota; Metazoa; Chordata; Crocodylia; Alligatoridae. Gene Ontology annotation, cellular component: nucleus; chromocenter. The coding region runs from base 1779 to 4409 and encodes 876 amino acids. Gene Ontology annotation, molecular function: chromatin binding; DNA binding. The record is from RefSeq and is a predicted model, not a curated record. The transcript has 11 exons.
CCUAUUUCCCUCCCCCUCCUUCAACCUACCGAGCUCCCUCGGGGCGCUGGCGCAGUGGCAGCCUCCCAUCUUUCUCCCAGCCAGAGCCAGAGCCAGAGCUUGAGCAGCAGAAGCAGGAGCAGCUGAUGAUGAGGAGAGAGGGGGAGGCUGGGGGACCUUUUAUUUAUAUUGUUAAAGGGACAGAGCGCUAAUUCCGCCCGGGAUUGGUUUGUGGGGGGGUCGGAGCGAGGAGCCUGAGUUUCUCCCCCCACCCCCAGCCCAGCCAGAGGAUCCCAGAGAGACCCUGGGAGAGAAGGAGAGUUUCUUCCCCCCCUUUGGCCGUCAGGGGAGAGAGAAAGAGACCAAAAGCCUCUUAGCAGCGCAGCCCCUUCUUCUGCCUCUGCUGCUGCUGCUGCUCGGCCCUGGCUGGAGACCCCUCAGCACACGCACACGGAGGAGCAGCAGCCAGUUCACCAGCCCCCCCUCCCCUCCUCCCCCUUUAUUACCCUUUGUGUGUGUCUCCUUCUGCGCUGCUCCAGGCCGGGGAAUAAAAGUGGGGUGCAGCCAAGUGAAGGAAAAGCAUGAAGUCAUAGAGGACUUGAACACUGCUUUGUUAACACUUAAAAUGCUUUUGAGACAACAUUGAAUUUUGAAUGUACAACAGAAGAUGACUUCUCACUUCCCCCCACACCCUAGAAGAUGUGAAAAUGGAAGUAGAAUUAUUGAUACCUUGGUACCCUAGGUCAUGUGGCAAAACUGUGCCAUGUCCAUAUUUGCUAUGAUGCUAUUCAUGAUUGUGCUCUGCCCUUGAAAGUUGUUCUGCAUUCUUCCUUGCUCUCCUUAAAGAUUCUCAUUGAGAAUGUCGAUUAUUGGAUGUAUAAGAGAUGGAGAGCAUAUUGUUUACAGUGAAGAUCUUUUAAAAUCUGCUUUUUAGACAGCAACGCAUCUUACAAAUAAGAAUUCCUGCACAUCUUCCAGCAAUAUUUGAGCAGAAUGGGGGAAGCCAUCCAGUCUAGUCCAGAUGCAAUGAACUGUAGAAAGGAAGAAGAGGUGUCACCGUGAUAAAAUAGACAAGAAAGAAAACAAGGAGGCCUUUCUCAGCAUUAUAACACUAAUUCUUUCUAAGGGUCCAGUAAACCACCAAAGGUUGGUGGAUUUUUUCCACCAGCUUGCCUAAAUUGAGCUUGGAAUGAACAGGAUGAAUUUACCCACGUUAAGUCUAAACCUUAGCAAGGAAAAAGAUUGUUUUAUUGGAGUUGUGGAGUCAUGAAAGAAUCACAAGAAGAAACAUUGGAUAAUGAAUGGAAGAUAAAGAGAAAGCAAAAAGAAUGUGGCAUCUAAAGGGUAUAAUAUCUGGAGAUAUUGGCUCUGACUCAUAUAUGUAAAAAUGAGACUAGCUUUCAUAAAAUACAAGUUGUCUUAGAUGGUCAUCAAGCUUGGAGUCAUGCUGUUGAACUAGAAAUUCAUUCCCUCCCUUUCUGACAGGUAACAGAGGACUGGUGAAUUAUGAUUUUCCAAAGUUGGAAGCACUCAUUUUUACCCAUGUAGUUAAUCCUUAUGAAUACAUAAGGUAAACAUUGCAUAUUUAAUGUGGAUUAUAAUGGGAUACUGACUCAUUAACAAAAAAUGGCAGAUUUUAAGGACUUGGUUUCAAAUUGAACCGGAGCCUCCAAUGCACUUUGUACAAUCUGGGGAAAGCUGUACUGAAUGGCCUUCUCUUGAAGGCCAUGAUGACAUGUAAUAAAAAGAUAUCAUCUUACUGUUGAUAUCUUUGAAGAGUCAUAAGCAGAAGCAGAAAAAUGAAUGGAGGAAAGGAGUGUGAUGGAGGGGACAAGGAUGGAGGGCCACCAGCAGUACAAGUUCCAGUUGGUUGGCAACGUCGGAUAGACCAGAAUGGAGUGCUCUAUAUCAGUCCCAGUGGAUCUUUAUUAUCCUGCUUGGAGCAGGUGAAGACCUACCUGUUGACUGAUGGAACAUGCAAGUGUGGCUUAGAAUGUCCUCUUAUCCUCCCCAAGGUAUUUAAUUUUGAUCCUGGAGCUGCUGUGAAACAGAGAACUGCUGAAGAUGUAAAAGCAGAUGAAGAUGUCACCAAGCUAUGCAUUCAUAAACGAAAAAUUAUUGCUGUGGCUACACUCCAUAAAAGCAUGGAAACGCCUCAUCCUUCACUCGUUCUGACUAGUCCUGGAGGGGGAACAAGUGCAACGCCAGUAGUUCCUACUCGAGCAGCAACUCCAAGAUCAAUGAGGAAUAAAUCACAUGAAGGAAUUACAAAUUCUGUGAUGCCAGAAUGUAAGACUCCUUUCAAGUUAAUGAUAGGGGCAUCAAAUGCCAUGGGUAGGAUUUAUGUACAAGAAAUGGCUGGAAGCCAGCAACAAGAACUUCAUUCUGUCUAUCCCAGGCAGAGAUUGGGCAGUAAUGAACUUGGGCAGAAGUCUCCGUAUCGUGGCAGUCAUGGUGGAAUGCCUAGUCCAGCUUCAUCAGGAUCACAGAUAUAUGGAGAUGGCUCAAUCUCUCCUAGGACUGACCCACUUGGAAGCCCUGAUGUUUUCGCACGAAAUAAUCCCAAUUUUCAUGGAGCACCCAACUCUAGUCCUAUACACAUGACCAGGACUCCUUUAUCUCCACCUUCAGUAAUGCUACAUGGUUCUCCAGUACAGUCAUCCUGUGCAAUGGCUGGAAGGACUAAUAUACCUCUUUCCCCAACCUUGACCACAAAAAGCCCAGUAAUGAAAAAGCCCAUGUGUAAUUUUUCAGCUAAUAUGGAAAUACCACGAGCAAUGUUUCACCAUAAACCACCCCAAGGCCCACCUCCUCCACCUUCUUGUGCUCUUCAGAAAAAGCCAUUAACAUCAGAAAAGGAUCCGCUUGGCAUACUUGACCCUAUUCCUAGCAAACCAGUGAAUCAGAAUCCUGUUAUCAUUAACCCAACUACUUUCCAUUCAAAUGUCCACUCUCAGGUACCUGUGAUGAAUGUAAGCAUGCCUCCUGCCGUUGUCCCUUUGCCAAGUAAUCUCCCUUUGCCAACAGUAAAACCUGGUCACAUGAACCAUGGAAGUCACGUACAAAGAAUUCAGCAUUCGGCUUCAACCUCACUGUCUCCUUCACCAGUGACAUCCCCUGUUCAUAUGAUAGCAUCUGGGAUUGGAAGGAUUGAGGCUUCUCCCCAAAGAUCACGCUCAUCUUCCACGUCAUCAGAUCAUGGAAAUUUCAUGUUGCCUCCAGUAGGACCACAGUCAUCCUGUAGUGGUAUUAAAGUUCCUCCCAGAUCACCAAGAUCAACAAUAGGGUCACCAAGACCAUCUAUGCCAUCAAGCCCUUCUACCAAGCCUGAUGGACUUCAUCAAUACAAGGACAUCCCUAACCCAUUAAUUGCUGGAAUGAGUAAUGUAUUAAAUCCUCCAAGCAAUGCAGUUUUUUCUACUGCAUCAGCUGGAAGUGGUCCCUUAAAGAGUCAGCCUGGUUUGCUGGGAAUGCCUUUAAAUCAGAUCUUGAACCAGCACAAUGCUGCCUCUUUUCCAGCAAGCAGUUUACUCUCAGCAGCAGCCAAAGCACAGCUAGCAAAUCAAAAUAAACUUGCUGGUAACAACAAUAACAGCAGUAGCAAUUCUGGAGCUGUUGCCGGUGGUGGCAACAAUGAAGGACAUAGCACUUUAAAUACCAUGUUUCCUCCUACUGCCAAUGUUCUUCUACCAACAAGUGAAGGACAAAGUGGUCGAGCAGCACUAAGAGAUAAACUGAUGUCUCAGCAAAAAGACCCUUUAAGAAAAAGAAAACAGCCAACUACAACAGUGCUGAGUUUGCUUAGGCAGUCUCAGUUGGAUAGUUCUGGAGUUCCUAAGUCUGGAUCUGAUUUGAUAAGAAAGCAAAGUCAAGGUUCAUUUCCCAUCAGUUCAAUGUCCCAGUUACUUCAGUCCAUGAGUUGUCAAAGCUCUCACAUGAGCAGCAAUACUACCACUGGUUGUGGGAGCUCAAAUACUGUUUUGCCUUGCUCUUCUAACCAGAUGCAUUUUACAGACACCAAUAUGAACUCUGGCACUCUUCAGAAUUCAUUGACACACAGUUUAUCUUUAAGAGGAGAAGGUAUGCACUGCCAGAAUGCAAACACUAAUUUUGUUCAUGGUACUAGCCCAGGUCCAAACAACCAUCUUGCAGGCUUAAUAAAUCAGAUGCAGGCUAGUGGGAACUGUGGGGUGCUCAGUCAGUCAGGAAUGGCUUUAGGAAAUUCAUUACAUCCAACACCUCAGUCAAGAAUCCAAGCAUCCUCCAUGCCAGUGAUACCAAACAGCAUUGUUAGCAGCUGUAAUCAAACAAGUCCUGAAACAGGUAUGUUUCCCUUUAAAAGGGUACUUGUAUGUUUGACAGUUUUCAACUGUUAUGAAUUGUUUUUACAUGUGUAUUGUUUUAUCUCCUUUGAUUUCAGCUUAGCAUAAAA